Pyricularia pennisetigena is the source of this 1272-nucleotide messenger RNA. RefSeq lists its product as uncharacterized. The transcript is spliced from 7 exons. The record is from RefSeq and is a predicted model, not a curated record. Lineage: Eukaryota; Fungi; Ascomycota; Sordariomycetes; Magnaporthales; Pyriculariaceae. Gene Ontology annotation, molecular function: metal ion binding; agmatinase activity. Bases 1 to 1272 code for a protein of 423 amino acids.
AUGCACGCGACCAUACUUGCCCUCGGCUGGGCAGCCACCGCCGCAGCUCGCGCAGACUCUGCCAGUCUCUCAGUCGGCGUGACCAUGGUUCACGCUUCGCUCCUCGCCCUGGGCUGGGCCGCGCUCGCCAGCGCUCACGAUACUCAGAAGCAGGUUCCCUUGGCUGGCCCCCUCGAGUCGGUCUGGUACAACACGUUGCCUGGAGAUGGAGGAACUCAGGCCGACUCCGUGUUCAGCGGCAUCACGACUUUCGGCCGCUUGCCGUACCAGCCGUGCUUGAAAGACUCGAGCGUCAACUACGACAUUGCUUUCAUUGGCGCUCCGUUCGACACUGGUACUUCGUAUCGCCCUGGUGCUCGCUUCGGUCCAUCAGGCAUCCGUCAGGGCUCUCGACGUCUCAACCUCUACGGCGGGUACAACGUUCCCUUGGAUGUCAACCCCUUUAACAGCUGGGCAAGGGUCCUGGACUGCGGUGACAUUCCCGUAACAUCAUACGACAACACCUGGGCCCUUCGCCAGAUCGAAGAAGGACACCAUCAGAUCCUCAGCCGCGCCCCGGCUACCAAUGCAAACAAGGCCGGCCCGGCCCUGCGCUCCAAGACCCUGCCCAGGGUCAUCACGCUCGGAGGAGACCACACCAUCACGCUGCCCCUGCUGCGGUCCAUCAACAGGGCUUACGGCCCCGUGUCCGUCAUUCACUUUGACAGCCAUCUCGACACCUGGAAACCCAAGGUCUUCGGCGGCUCGCCCUCGGAGGUGGCGUCCAUCAACCACGGCACCUACUUCUACCACGCGUCGAUGGAGGGCCUGCUGCACAACGACACCAACAUCCACGCCGGCAUCCGCACGACGCUGAGCGGGCCGUCCGACUACGCCAACGACGGCUACUGCGGCUUCGAGAUCGUCGAGGCGCGCGAGAUCGACACCAUCGGCACCGCCGGCAUCAUCAAGCGCAUCGUCGAGAGGGUCGGCACCAAGAACCCCGUCUACCUGUCCAUCGACAUCGACACGCUCGACCCGGCCUUUGCCCCGGCCACCGGCACGCCCGAGACGGGUGGCUGGUCGACCAGGGAGCUGAGGACCAUCCUGAGGGGUUUGGAGGAUCUGAACUUGAUUGCUGCGGAUAUUGUCGAGGUUGCGCCCGCCUACGACACCAACGCCGAGCACACCACCAUGGCCGCGGCCGAUGUGCUGUACGAGGUCAUGAGCAUGAUGGUCAAGAAGGGCCCGCUCAGCAACAUGAUUGAGGAGGAGGCCAUUGGUGACUUGUAA